Closterium sp. NIES-67 is the source of this 1202-nucleotide messenger RNA. The record is from the annotation of a GenBank genome assembly. NCBI's taxonomy places the organism in Eukaryota, Viridiplantae, Streptophyta, Zygnematophyceae, Desmidiales, Closteriaceae.
CUUUCAUCCACCAUUCUAUAAUUUCCUUCACGGCAGACGUGAAUAAUAGAAAUAAAGCAAGGCGCGAAAGGCGCGAAAGGCGCGAAAGGCACGAGAGGCGCGAAAGGCGCGAGAGGCGUGAGAGAAGCAAAGCCGUCUUCUCGACUCUGGACUGGUUGAGUUACUCAUACGGGCUACUCUAGGUUACAGCAGCACCGGGUCAAGCAACUGCCAUACUACCUCAAGUUCAAGUUGCCAAGAGCCGCGUCCGUGACUGAAACAGAUAUAGACGACUAAGUCGGUGGCUAUCGCGCAAUCAGGAUGGCUACAGGGAAGAGGAUAUUAGUCGCUGUCGACAACUCUCAAGAGGGCUCACACGCGUUCCACUGGUCGCUGACCAACCUGGCUGCUGACUCGGACGCGCUUCUCCUGCUGCACGUGCGCCCGCCCGUGGCGGAGAUGUUUGACCGCGAGAGCAUCUACCUGGCGAGCGAGGAGGUGUACGCGCUGCAGCGGCAGCUCAGAGCGGACUCGCAGCAGCUGCUGGACGGCCUUGCUCAUGCUGCCACACACGGGCUCGAGGGCGUGCAGGUGGAGUGUGUGUCAGAGGAGGGCGACCCCAGGGAGGUGAUCCUCAGCGAGGCCAAGCGCCUGGCGGCUGACCUCAUCGUCGUGGGCAGCAGAGGGCUGGGCGCCGUUAGCAGGCUUUUUCUUGGGAGUGUGAGCGACUAUCUUGUACACCAUGCAGCAUGCCCCAUCGUGGUCGUCCGAUUGCCUGGUUAAAGUACAGUCCAGCGCAACACUCACAUUACAAUUUACAAUACCGUAUGCCCAUGUUUGUACCGUAAUCCCCUGGACAUAACACCCGCCGAAAUUAAGCACCCACUGGUGUUAUAUUCGGGGAGAGUGUUUUAUUGAAGAAUCCGCAAUUAUACACCCUCUUUUUGAGGGUUCCGGGAGAGCACCCCCCCCCCCCCCCCUUACCAUUAUAAAUACAGCAACAAAUACGUAAUCUUCAUGCUACUUUUGUCAAAUUAUAUAAAUAUAUAUAUUGUUUAGGCUUGGUAGUUGUGCUACUUGCUGGAUCCUACUGUAGAGGGGGCAACCCCCCUUCUUGUACCUCGUUCCGUAAUGUUCUGUUAAAUUAUUUAGGUUAUAUAUAAUUGUUAUAUAUAAUUGUAGGCUUGGUAGGUGUUACUGAAACCUACUGUAGAGGGUACAAC